Messenger RNA from Cuculus canorus (common cuckoo), 2901 nucleotides. It is a transcript of the gene TGIF2, whose product is annotated as TGFB induced factor homeobox 2. Bases 27 to 1028 code for a protein of 333 amino acids. Gene Ontology annotation, biological process: regulation of transcription by RNA polymerase II. The record is from RefSeq and is a predicted model, not a curated record. Gene Ontology annotation, molecular function: RNA polymerase II cis-regulatory region sequence-specific DNA binding; DNA-binding transcription factor activity, RNA polymerase II-specific. NCBI's taxonomy places the organism in Eukaryota, Metazoa, Chordata, Aves, Cuculiformes, Cuculidae. The transcript is spliced from 2 exons.
GCUCUGCAGGCUCCAUUCAGUCAAAAAUGCCAGGUGCUGUUGUUUCCAAUUCUUCUCCUCCCGGGCCUCUGCCCUGGGUUAUCCCCCAACCCUGGCAGGGUGAGCUGCCCUCCAGCUCCCAGGUGGUGUCAGGGCUCCAUGGCUGCGUUCCUCGCGCUCCUCCAGCCGGGACACUGCCUGAUGCUUGCUCUUUGGUUUCCACCUCACCAGGCUUUAACCAGGAGCAAUCUGUGAGCAGCUCCACCAUGUCAGAUAGUGACCUCGGGGAGGACGACAGCGCCACAUCUCUGGACCCCUCGCAGUCCAACAAGAGGAAGAGAAGGGGUAAUCUCCCCAAGGAGUCGGUGAAGAUCCUCCGGGACUGGCUCUACGAGCACCGCUUCAAUGCCUACCCCUCGGAGCAGGAGAAGCUCAGCCUCUCUGGGCAGACCAGCCUCUCCGUGCUGCAGAUCUGUAACUGGUUUAUCAACGCCCGGCGGCGGCUGCUCCCCGACAUGCUGCGCAAGGACGGGAAGGACCCCAACCAGUUCACCAUCUCCCGCCGAGGGGGCAAAGCCGGCGACGUGGCCCUGCCGCGGGGGGCUGCCGCCGGCUCUGGGGUGCUGGUGGUGCCUCCGGUGACAGGGGCUUCCAAGGUGCUGUCAAUGUCCGUGUGCCCGCAGGUACUGUGCCACCCCACCCAGGCGCUGGGAAGCAACCUGACGGUGGUGGGCACCCACAGCCCCAAGCGGGAGAAGCCUCCCGGCCUGCAGCGAGCAGAGCCAGACCCCGCUCCCAAAGCGGCACUGGGUGCUGCCGGCAGCACCGUGACCCUGCUGGCUCGUGCCGAGGCGGCCAGCCCCACCACUGGACUCUUCAACACGCCACCCCCCACGCCCCCCGAGCUCUUCGGUGAUGACUUCAGCAGCUUCCAGCUGCUGGUGGAGGUUGCUCUGCAGAAGGCAGCUGAGCUGGAGUUGCAGCGGCAGGGAGGGCAGCUGCCCCUCUUGCCCCAGACUGAGCACCCGGCAGCCUCUGUCUCCAAAUAACCCCCUGGGCCAGGUCCCACGGAGCGCCCUUCCUUAUGGGGGGCCCAUCUUCCUUGGGGGGUGCCUGAGCCUCCCAGCCUUGCACCACCUGUUUCUGCACCCCCACCAGCUCAUCUUGGAAGCAGACUCCUGCCUCCCUCCUGGAGGCUCUGUCAUUCCGUCGGGAAGGACUGUCCCAGCCUGCCAGCCGCUCGCUGGGGAGAUGCCCUGUGCACCGAGGACAGUGCCCAGCUGUGCGGGAGGACGUGGCUGCUGCCGUCUGGCCAUUGUGAAAACACCAGCAGCUUUCCUGGCCUCUCACUGACGCGGCAGACGGCCACUCUGGAGCUCCCUUUGGAAAACCUGCUGACUUCUUUUUCUCUCCCCUGUAAACAAGGGUGCAGCCCACGCCGCUUCUUUGGGAGAGAAAGAGAGAAUUUAUGUUUGUUACAGUUGGUGUCUUUUUUAAGGACUAUGGAUUUUUUCUCUCAGAUCUCUGAUCACUUCCCCCCUGCCUUUUUUCCUUUUUUUGCUAUUGUUUGGGGGCCUUUCUGGCUCUUCAGCGGGCCGGGAGCACUGCCUUGCCCAGGGAAGGGCAAAGGACUGGAAGACCUGAAGCCCGUGGCAUUUUUUCACAUGGAGGAUGUGAGACCCUCCUCUCCUGUCGCAAUGCGUUACGGAUGCUGCCAGUAGAAAUCUCCAUGGUGCUAUUUCACAGUUUUUUGUUGAAACGUUUUCCCUUUAAUUGUGAUAUAUUAUAUGAUUUUUGCGCCCCCCCUUCUACGAGCAUUUCCACAACUUCCCCGUGUUUCUCUUUGAGUUCCUGCUGCUGUGUGCACGUUGUGUCCUGGAGCAGAGAACGCGGUGCAGAGCCUGUGGGAUGCUGACAGCCAGCUGCUGCUGGGGCAGGCGCAGAGCCAAGACUGGAAUUUUGUAUCCAACUUUUUUAUUUCCUACUUUUUUAAACAAAACAUUUGGGAAAAAGGCGCGUUGCGGGCACGGCCAUGGGUGUUCUUCUGCAAGCAGCCUGCAGACUACAGUUCCUGGAAAGCGGAGUUUUCUCGUCAGCCAAGUGCUGAUGCCUUGGGAACAGGGAAGGCAGGGUUGAUUCCCUGCCUCUUGUUCUGGCUCUCCAGGGCUGAGUGUGGCUGUGCGCUGCUGGGGACCUCUCGUGACAAACCAGUGUUUGCUGGGAGCUGGCUGGGCCCCAGCCUGGACUGGGGCUGGGACUGGGGCCCAGAGCUGGUCUUGGCACAGAUGUUGCUGUUCCACUGUAAAAUGUACGUUAAAUAGUGAUACGUACACACCUAUGUUAUCCUGAGAAACACUAAUCCUAGGUAAUUAGCCUGAUUGUUAAUUUGCAUGACUAGAGAAGGUAACGCCUAUGGGUUCUGGUACUCCACAGCACAUGUGGGGUGAUGGGUCAGGAAGGGCAAAGCACUGAUUUUGGGGACCAGUGCUUUCCCCCUCUCCUCUUUUAGUAGGGAGCAGAGUUCUGAGUGCUGGCAGGGGCUGUGGGAAGGCUUGCUGUUGUGUGCCGCCUUGGCCAGGCGCCCCUGUGCGGCACAGGGAUGGCUCCAUCGCUGGCUCAGCCUGGCUGUGCCAUGGGCACCACUGUGGUGGCUGCUCGCCAUGUGGCUGUGAACCCUUCCCCGUCUCCUCCAGCCUCCUUGCUGGGGAAAGCCCUGAAUUUUAGGACUCCCUCCCUUAUUUCUAGGUUGCCCUUUCUCCUGUCAUUCCCAGCAGUUCUGUUCCCUUUCCCGGGAGAGGGAGAGGCUUUUUGAUCUCCUGGUCUUGCUCUGCCCCAGUCGAACCAAAGCAUUUUCCUCCUCUGGGGCAGGAAAGUCACAAUCGUGCCGUGCCUUGGAAUGGUGUGCUGCCCUGCAGGUGGACC